AUGUCCAAACAGAAAGAACUUCUUUCAACUUCACUGAAUCCACCCAAACUAUGUCCCAUAUCGUGUUCGAAGGAGACUAGUCGAGCAAUUAAACUAACUAAAUCCUUUGAUGAUUUGAAUUCUAAUGGCAGCGUUGGUCGUGCAACAUAUUUCAAACUAAUCCAUCUCUGGGACAAAGACUUUGGUAAUGUUUCAGACUUCACUACUUAUUUUUCUUUCGCUAUCAACUCCAAAGGUAAUGAGAGCAGAGGCAAUGGAUUUGCAUUCUUCCUUGCUAACAAUGGCUCCAAAGUCCAGGCUUUAUCAAAAAAUGGAUGUCUUGGUCUUUCAAAUGCAACCGAUGUGCAUCCAUUUGUUACUGUGGAAUUUGACACAGGAUAUAGUCCUAAAUGGGACCCGAGUGAUUGA
Ricinus communis (castor bean) is the source of this 408-nucleotide messenger RNA. Its product is annotated as favin. Gene Ontology annotation, molecular function: carbohydrate binding. The coding region runs from base 1 to 408 and encodes 135 amino acids. The record is from RefSeq and is a predicted model, not a curated record. NCBI's taxonomy places the organism in Eukaryota, Viridiplantae, Streptophyta, Magnoliopsida, Malpighiales, Euphorbiaceae. The transcript has a single exon.